AUUAUUAUUAUUAUUAUUAUUAUUAUUAUUAUUAUUAUUAUUAUUAUUAUUAUUACCCAUCGCUAGCUACGUGCAGGAGCCAUAAUAUUAAAGAUUCACACUCCCCCCAGCAACACGCCCUGCUGCUGUCGAUAGGUAGAGUUUGACUCGACCGGCAGCAGUUUGACGCGAGCGAGCAUCCCGCCGUACAUCCGCGCACGUGUCCUGUUUGUUUGCCUACCUCACAGGUGGACAGCUGCGUAUGGAUGGAUGAGGCCGUGGCGGGGGCGGCAGCCGACUCAACAGGGAAGGCGCCGCUGCCGCUCGGCUGUGGCGGACGCCGCCGCCGCCGCCCCGUCGGCGACGGCGGUGCCCCUCACGCAGCUGGCGAUGGCGGCGCGGGUCGUCCUGCGGUGGUCGUCCAGAUUGUCAGGUUGCAACCUUGCAACAGCCGCGUCCCGGCAGCAGGCCUAGCGGGGGUAGCAGCGGCCGCAGCAGCAGGUGCAGCAGCGGAUGCGGCAGUGGCACCAUCAGGGGCCGCUGGAGGCGCGGGCGGCGGGGGCGGCGCAGCAGGUGGCGGGGGCGGCGCAGCACGUGUCCACCAGCACGUGGAGGCAAACAUGGCGGCGGCGGCGGCGGCGGCGGCUCGUGCAAACGUUAACGCAAUGGCUACUGAUGGUGCCGCCGCCACCACCGCCGCCACCACCGCCGCCGCCUCUGCUGCAUGCCAGCAGGCCGGCCCAGCAGGCAGCAGGAGCGACCCCGGCGGCGGCAGCAGCAUUGGUGGCAGCGGCCUCCUUGCGCUCCUGCCUGCUGCUGCUGUUGCGGCGCCAGCGCCGCCGUCACAGCGGCGGCGCGCGGCCACCCUGGGGCAGCAGCAGCAGCAGCACCCGCAAGAUCCCAUCAUGUGCUUGGAGGGUUGUUUGGAGACCGUCAGCAGCAGCAGCGUGCACAGCAGUGAUGGCGACAGCGGUGGGAAGGGUGGCGGUGGCGGCGGCAGUAGUGCCAGAAGCGCCAGCAGAAGUGGCAGCAGUGCCGCACUUGUUGUUAAGGCCUUCAAGCCCGCCGCCGCCUAUCACGAAAGCGGCAGCAGGCGGAGCGGCAGGCGACAGCAGGGGCCACAGCAGCGCUCGCCGGCGGCCCUUCCCCGGGCUGCUGCUGCGGCCCCAGCAGCAGCAGAAGCCGCCGGUCGCGGUGCCACUGUAGGCGGCGGCGGCGGCGGCGGCGGCAGUAGCAGCACAGCACAAGCCCUACAAGGAGACGCUGCUACUGCCACAGCGGCCUUGUCACAGUGCGUCACGGACAACGGGCUGUGCCAUGUCACUGUAAUUUCAUUCUCGUCCGGGGCGGUCUUGUUCCAAAACGCCAUGUCAAAGGCGCUUUAUGGGGACCUGGCCACCCUCCAGCACUUGCAACGGCUUGCCCCAGGCAGCGACACCGCCCUCGGCGGCACCAGUGUCAUCACCACUACUGCUGCUGGCCGCGCGGCCGCUUCCGCGGGACAGCUGCUGCUGCAGCUGCUGCUGAGUGGGGCGGAGGCGGAUGCCGGCAGCAGCAGCGGUGCAGGCAGCAGCGGCAGCGGCAGCAUGCAAGGCUCGUCUAACAACAAUGCGUCAAUUGCAGCGCGAUCACCCGGUGAGACCGGCGGGCGCAAUGGUGGCGAUGGCGGUGCAGGCGGCGGCGGUCAGCAGGAGGAAGCGCGGAGGGCUGUGGCACGGGUGCUGCUACAGCUGGCAUCCGGACAGGCCUACACGGGGGUAUCGCAGCUACCGGCGCCGCUCUUCGAUCUGGCCAGCAGCCUCGCAGAGGCGGCAGCCCUAGCGCCGCCUGUUGCCGCCGCCGCCGCUUCCGCUUCCUCGGCGGCGGCGGCGGCGGUGGCAGAUGCAGGCCUGUCAAGCAGUGGCAGCGGGUUCAGGACCACACGACAGCGGCAGCAGCGCACGGCGGGACAGAAGACGCCGCCCGAUGCUCCUGGCGACUUUGACAGCAGCAGCGGCUGCUACAGCAAAGCAACACCCGCGGCCUUGCAGCCUGUUGCGACGUUCCUCAACAGCAGCACGCCCACAACGGCGGGUGCUGCUGCUCGCGCUAGCAGCGCCGGCGGCGGCGCCGUCAUCACUACCGGUGCCGCCGCCAGCGCUGCUGCUGUCGCCGCCGCAGCCGGCAGUGUUGAUGCCGUUGGAGCCCCAGGUGUGGAGGAAGACGAGCUGUCGCUGCUGCGGACUGGCUUCACUAGUGGCCUCCGUACCGCGUUGCGAAAUGCGCGCGCUAGCAGGAGCCGUGUCGGCGGCAGCGGUGGCUGCGGUGGCGGCGGCGGCGGCAACAGCAGCAGCGCCACUGACGCCGCCAUGUUUACUCUGGACCUGUUGUUUGGCAGCUUUGGCAGCGGCUCUGUGGGCGGCAUGGCCUCCGCUGCCGCCGGUGGUGGUGGCGGCGGCGGCGCAGCAGGCGGCGGUACCCUCGUCGGACUUGGGGCCGCCGGCAAUACUAGCAGGAGGCUAGCGCCAGAGCUAGAUGCGGUAGACAGGGCUCUGCUGGAGGCGCUGCCAUUCCGCGGCAAUUCUAACCGCCGUUCCGAUAAUGGCCGCCGCCGCCGCUACGGUGGAGGCGGCGGCGGCGCCGCCGCUGCCGCUCUGCCGGCAGCAAUCACCGCCGCCAGGGCCACUGCAGAUUAUGAUCAACGGCCGCAGUCACAACUACUUCUGGGGCGCCGACGCGUGGCGUCCGCUGCCGGCGCCACUCCCCGACGACACAGCAGCUUGUCCAUGAGCCCCGUCAGCGGCCGCACUGUCUUGCCAGCAACCGCCAUUGGUGUCAACCCCAGCAGCAGCAGUACGGCGGCCGCCGCCGCUGCCAUCGCUUCAGAUGCCGCUUGUCCUCUAGACCCGCCGCCGCCGUCGUCGCGGGCCGCCGCUGCAGCUGCUGCUGCCUCUGCUGCUGGCCCAUGGGCGGCGCCGGCGCGCUCGCAGCAGCAGCAGCAGCAGCAGCAGCAGCAGCCGGGCUCAGUGGGCAGCCCUGAAGCAGCAGCAGGCUUGGUGCCCGGAUUCGGCAGCAGCAUCGCAGCAGCCGCCGACACCAGCACUGCAGGUACUGGUGGUGGUGGUGGUGGUGGUGGUGGAGAAGGCGGCAGCAACAUGCUGUUGAGAAGCGGCAACGGGGAGGGAAGCGACGGCGGCGGCGGCAGCGGCAGCGGCGUCAAGGUCGCCGCUGCAGUGGAAGUAUCAGCCGCGUCAGCGGUAGCAACAGUAGGAGGCAACAGAGGUGAUGGCGUAGCCGCUGGCAGCAGCGGCACUACUGCGGCGGCGGCGCUGCUCCACAGUAUCGGUAGUGGCCGCGGCGGCGGCGGCGCCGCCGCCGCUGGCGCUGCCGCCGCUGGAGGUCAACGGAUCGCCAUCCUCAGCGACGACAUAUCCGCCGCCAGGGCGUUUGACAGCAGCAGCAGAGAGGCACUGGUGGCAGGAAGCCUCAACAGCAGCAGCGCUCUGCUAACAAGCAACGGCGCAGGCGGCGGCGCAGGCGGCGGCGGCGCAGUGGCCGCCGUGGAGGCGGCGGCAGAAACGGUUGCGGCAGCGAUUGCGGCAAGGGUCACCGCAGCGGGCGCAACCGAAGAGGCAUCCUCUGCUGCAACCAUAGCAACAAGCACCGCAGACAAUGCAACAGGGGCAGGAAGCACAGCAAUGCUGCUGGACUCUGCUGCUGGCGGCGGCGGCGGCAGCGGCGGCGGGGCAGCGGCAGAAGUCGUAGCAGGUGGCAGCGGCAGGCUUCAUUUUGGUGAGGGUGCCACGGCGGCGGGUGGCUCUAGCUCACGCCUGUUUACCUCUUCGGUGUGUGGCCCGCCACAGCUGCUGCUUCGUUCGGGCAGCCCUACGCUCCACAUCUCGCGCGCCUCCUCGCAAGCCUGGCAGUUCUCCGGGCGACCCACGCCCGCAGGCAGCAGUGCUGCAGCUGCCGCCAUGUCCUCCGAUGCCACCACGACAGUGGAUGGCGGCGGCGGCGGCGGCGGCGGCGGUAGCAGCGGGGCACAUGGCACCAGCUCCGCCGCCUGGCCCGCACACAUGCCUUCGCCACGGGCGGCGCUGCUGCUGGCGUCCCCGGUUGCGGCGACGGCUGCCACCGGUGUCACGCAUGGCUUUACUGCUUUGACAGCAGUACCGACGGCGGCUGCAGUGACUGAUGGCGAACGAAGCUCUGCCGCCCCUCCGACCACCGCCGCCGCCACUGUUCUCAUGCCAUGCUCGGCGCUGCAAAGGCUGACGAUCUUUGCAGGCGGGCCGGCGGCAGCAGCUGCGGCGUCAGCUCGCGCGUCAGAUCACACAGCGCGCCUGCCGCUGCGGCGGUCCGUCAGCUCGGUGUCUGCGCUGCUAGAGGUUCCAAAUCUGUCAGGGACAGCAGUAGCAGCAGUGGCAGCAGUAGCAGCAGCAGUACCGCCUACCGCUUUAUCUUCACAGCAGCAGCACCAGCAGCACCAGCAGCACCAGCUACUGCGGCGGCGAGCAACAGUCAGCCGGCUUGCACCUGCGGAGGCGAUCGCGACUGUGAACCUCCUUUUGGGGGACGCGGCGGUCCAUAGUGCACCCGCUGCAACCCCGGCCGCUGCAACACAGACACCAGCACCUGUAGCACCCGCAGCAGCAGCGAGCAAUGAUGCCGCCACCGCUGUACCGCCGCCGAUUCCGCCGGGGUCCCAUCCUGCGUCGGUGGGGCCUUUCUCGACGGCCUUCGCUCUCAGCAGCGGCAGCAAUCUCACUUCCGCCGCUGCUGGCGGCAGCGCUGGCGUAUCGCUGGCCGGCGAGGGUGCCAAUGAUACUAAUGGCGGUAGCACGACUGCGCGUGAUCGCUCUGCUGCUUACCUGGAGAGGCUUGGCCAUGCAAAUGACCCAAGCCUGUGCGCGUGGGGUCUUGGAUUGCUGGUGUCCGGUACGGCCACGGCGUCAUCUUCCAGCAGGCGUGGCGGCGGCACAAGCGUGGCGGGCGCUGGCGGCGGGAGGAGCGACGGCGCGCACACAAGCGGCGGCACGGCGGCGGGCAGCAGCGGCAACAACCCUGCUGCCUACCCCCUGCUUGCUACCCUGGGGAGCAGCAGCGGAGGUGGUGGCGGUGGAGCUGGAGGCGGCAGUGGAGGCGGCAGUGGAGGCGGCGGUGGCCGGGCAACCGGUGGCGGCGGCAGUGGAGGCGGCGGCGGCCGGGCAACCGGUGGCGGCGGCAGGCCGCCGCUGCGGCCAGGCCAACUGAGCCGCGCCUUCCUUGCAUCGGCGGGCUCCGCAGUAGUUGGGGGUGGUGAUGUGGCGGCCUGUGGGUGGCAGGCGGCCACCUCCGCCAGCGGCGGCGGCGGCGGCAGCGGAAGCCGCAACGACAGCGCCGAACACCCGGCGCAGGCGGGCGCUCCUGACACCAACAAUACGGCUGUAGCAGUGGCUGCAGCGGCGGCGGGGCCAGCGGUAGUGGCGGGACCAGUGGCGGCGGGACCAGUGGCGGCAGGGCCAGUGGCGGCGGGACCAGGGGCGGCGGGGCCAGCGGCGGCGGGUCCAGCAGCGGCGGGGCCACCAUAUCACAUGGUGUUGCCAUCAGAGCAUCAGCGCCCAUUGCUAGUGUCACUGCAGCAAGGCGAGGCUCGACAGCAGUGGCUGCGGCCUGACGUGGCACCACAGCAGCAGCAGCAGCAGCAGCUAUACCAUACUUAUGGGGAAUGCCGUGAGGGGGCCACGCGUGUGCUGCCUGACGACAGUGCAUCAGGCUCGGCGGUGGAAGAGGCGCCGCCGGCGGGGGACCCGACGGGGGUUCCAGGCGAGGCGGCAGCAGCAGAGCCAGCCUUGGCUGUGCGCACGGCGGCAGCAGCCGCAACGGCGGCAGAGGCCGGUGCUGUGGGCGGCGGUGGCCAGGCACUCGGCCGCGUGUCAGCAACAUCGGCUGCCGCUUUGGCGCCUGCAGCAGACAGAGCAUGCAACCGACCCAUGGUGGUCGCGCCGGAGGUGGUUGCGCCGGCAGUGGUUGCGGCGGCGGUGGUUGCACCGGCGACAGUGGUUGCGGCGGCGGUGAUUGCGCCGACGGCGGUUGCAGUAGCGGCAGCGGCGGUGCCGGCGGUCUUACAGCGGGCCUCUCGCAGCUCCCGCGCCUUCAGCUCCACCCGGGUAGAACGUGUGGCCUUCAGCCUUUCACCCACCACCGUGCACACGUCCGAGUUCGGUCCCUCGGGAGACCCGCCGCAGGCCAACGACCCCUUUGACAGCAGCGGGGACGCCUUCACUGCAACAGCAGGCUGUAACGACAACAGCAGCAGCAGUACCAUGCCACCACUGGGGCGGCGGCGGAGGCCGCCGCAACGCACUGACACGUCGACGCGGCUGCAGCAGCUGCUCAACAGCUUCUCCGAAACCCAACACCAACAACACCAGCAGCAGCUGCACACGUUGCACGAGCUGCACGUGUCACCGCCUGCCUAUGCAACUGCUGCGGCAGCAGCAGCGGCUGCCUCGCCCAGAACUCCGCCGCACACGCCCAGCUAUGCUCGCCGCUCCUUCAUGCACACGCUGCUCGCUGACCCGGCAGCUGUUGGCCCGCGAGUCUCUUCACGGCGUCAGUGCGUGCACGUCGCCACAGCUGCAGCAGCUGCCGCAGCUGCCUGCUGGUGCUUGGAGCCCACCACCACCGCCAGUGAAUCGGACUUGGAUCAGGAACACCUGCACCCCAGCACCACCAAGGCCGGUGGUGAUGGUGUGGUUCAGCGGGUUAGCAGCAGUGGGAAGGUUGGUGGGGAGGCGGUGGCAGGCUCCUUUGCAGUAGCAGCUGCCACAGAUGGGGCAAGCAGUUGGCACAAAGGCAGCAAAGUUGAAGGCACAGGCAGUGGUGGCAAUGGCAGGCCCAAGCUGGUGCUGGUGGUGACUCAGGUGGACGUGACAGAGCAGGUGGAGGCACACCAGCCUCUGGUGCAGCUGCUGCAGCAGGAACACAAGUUGCUGGAGGGCAUAUUCCCACGCCACAUCCUGGAAUACCUCACCCUGCAAGGUGGAGAUUCACAACAACAGCUGGUGGAUGGCUGUGGCGGAGGCAUGGGUGGCGGCGCGGCAGGUGGCGGCUUUGGGUUGGUGGCGGGAGCCCUGGCGGCACAGAAUGGACGUGAGAGAAUGGCAACCCUUGCGACAUCACAUUCCUGUGUCACCAUCCUCUUCACGGACAUUGUGGGCUUCACUGACAUGUGCAGCGCCGCCACGCCGUACGAGGUCAUGUGCUUCCUCAACUUACUCUACCGCCGGUUCGACGGCCUGGUGGAUAUCUACAAGGUGUACAAGGUGGAGACCAUUGGCGACUGCUACAUGGUGGCCGGCGGGCUUGUCGCUUACGACAAUGAUGGCUACAAGUCGGUCAUCACUGGAGAGGAGGACCCGCUGCACGCGGUGCGCAUCAUGGAGUUUGCCAAGGCUAUGCUACGUGCAUCACGUGAGGUGCGCAUGCCACACAACAGCAAGCCUGUGCAGCUGCGCGUGGGGCUGCACAGCGGCCCCGUCACCAGCGGCGUCGUGGGCGACCAAAUGCCACGCUUCUGCCUCUUUGGAGACACAGUGAAUGUGGCGAGCCGCAUGGAGAGCAUGUGCCGGCCCGGCCACAUCCACGUCAGUGCAGCCACUCAGGUGCGGCUGCCCAACGAGCCAUGGCGUGACCUGGGCAUGACGAUGGUGAAGGGCAAGGGCCAGAUGCGCACGUUUGAGUGGGAUGGGGAAGCAGGGGACUCACUGGAUGGGCAGCAGCUGCAGCGUGUGCUGGGGCUGUACCUGUAACACCAGCUGGCCCCGGACACAUGGAAAGGUCAUCAGUAUUGUGUCUUGUUUACUUGGGCAACAUUGCCACUGCCGUGCUUACCGCUGUUUGUACGGAGCCAUUGCAAGGUUGAACAAUAAAUGGAAGGAGAUUGCUGCACUUGGGUGGUGCAAGUGGUGGCUCCAAGCAAUACUGUACUGUAGUGGGGAGUGUGGCUGGGUUGAUUGGUGUGCAUGGUGUUAGAAUAACAACUGCAGGGCACUACAAGUGAAUACUACUGGCGUGACUGCUGGCAUGACUCCAGCUACACGCACGCAUGACAAUAGAAGUGAAUUUUGCUGUGAGUCAGGGAUGACUACAUAGACUACACAUUGCUAUGACUGGGCUGCUGGGACAGGCACCCUUGCCUGUGCACGCACAUCCUUGCUGGCUGGUUAUGGUCAUUUGCUGGAAGGUGUGAUAGAAAGCGAAGUGAUUUAUGCAAUUUAGAGGCUGGUGAACGUGUGAGUUUCACACGCCUUGCUACCUUGCCCUCUGCUGCUGCAUGCAUGCAUUGGGCCUAUCACUGAUGCUCACUUGUUAGUUUGUAUGCAUGACACUAGAGCCAAACACUGGUGUACACAACACAUGCAAAAGCAUGGUUUAAAUUGUUAUGGAUUGCCAGCAGGGCACAGAGGUUUGAAUGUGCAAGUCCUAGAUAGCUGGCUGACAACAUUCCCACUUUGACAUGAAUAUUGUGUGCUGAAUGCAUGUGAUCUGUACAAGUGAACCACAACAAAUGCUUGCACAUUUGGCAUACACAUUUUCCCAGUUGUUCUCUUGCUUGACCUACAAGGUGUUGAGCCACAGGGGCGGCACGGUAGGGGUAGCAGGAAGGCUCACAGGUAGGGGUGCAUACCAUUCUCAGGCAGGCUUGAGGCGGUAAACAGUGUACAUGCUGUACGGCAAUGAACAGGAAGGGGCACUCACUCCAGGAAGGGGCGCUGGUGGCAGACCACUGGCGGUCAAGGCAGCUGUGCUGCGCAGUGGACAUUGCUGGUGCCUGAGCAGCAGUGUGUGCCCUUGGAUAGGGGCCGCAUGCUGUGGAGUACGCAUUAGUUCCGCAACACUCGUCAAUAAGUGGAUCACUUUCACUGUACGGUAUCCUUGCUCCUGUCAAACAAGCUGUGUGUUUGGGCCUUUGUGGUUCCUUCUAGGGCAUCUGGGGAGUUGACAUGUUUGCAAGCAGCAGACAGAUACAGUGUGCUCUCAAACACUCAUGUGUGUAUUCUGUGGUGGUCAUCCUGGCCCUGUCCUUGUCCUGUCCUGGCACUUGCUGUUGCGUGCACUGUAGAAGCACAGCGCAACAUUCUGAAACAGUUC
Chlamydomonas reinhardtii is the source of this 9093-nucleotide messenger RNA. RefSeq lists its product as uncharacterized. The coding region runs from base 246 to 7751 and encodes 2501 amino acids. Gene Ontology annotation, biological process: intracellular signal transduction; receptor guanylyl cyclase signaling pathway; cGMP biosynthetic process. NCBI's taxonomy places the organism in Eukaryota, Viridiplantae, Chlorophyta, Chlorophyceae, Chlamydomonadales, Chlamydomonadaceae. The transcript is spliced from 11 exons. The record is from RefSeq and is a predicted model, not a curated record. Gene Ontology annotation, molecular function: guanylate cyclase activity; peptide receptor activity.